Psammomys obesus (fat sand rat) is the source of this 341-nucleotide messenger RNA. RefSeq names its product ubiquitin-like protein 5. Bases 10 to 231 code for a protein of 73 amino acids. The transcript has a single exon. NCBI's taxonomy places the organism in Eukaryota, Metazoa, Chordata, Mammalia, Rodentia, Muridae. Gene Ontology annotation, biological process: protein modification process; mRNA splicing, via spliceosome. The record is from RefSeq and is a predicted model, not a curated record. Gene Ontology annotation, molecular function: protein tag activity; protein binding. Gene Ontology annotation, cellular component: cytoplasm; nucleus.
CCAGCCACCAUGAUUGAGGUGGUUUGCAACGACCGUCUAGGGAAGAAAGUCCGAGUGAAGUGCAACACCGAUGACACCAUCGGGGACUUGAAGAAACUGAUAGCGGCCCAAACUGGCACUCGUUGGAAUAAGAUUGUUCUUAAAAAGUGUAACACGAUUUUUAAGGACCAUAUAUCUCUGGGAGAUUAUGAAAUCCACGAUGGGAUGAACCUGGAGCUUUAUUACCAGUAGAGGGGAAUUCCUCCACCUUGCCCAACCUUGCUUUCCUCUCCCAUGGCUCAUGUAACACUGUUAUAGAUGCUCAUUUUUAACAAUUCACAUGAAUAAAAACUUUGAUGUUG